UGCAAUAUUUUCGUGAGCGAUUCUCGCACGCAUGGAGUAUAAUAAGAUUACAAAUUAAUCGAAAGCAUUAAUUAGAUGAAUUAAUAAAUUAUAUUUUUCUACUUUACAGUUCUCUGAUAAUACACUAAGAUGAACACGAAAUGUUUACUUUGGAUAUUUAUCGGACUAAUAACUACAUACACGAUAAAUGCCGCAAAAAUCUUAGCCUUCACGCCAAUAGCUGGAGCCAGUCACUGGAAUGUUAUGAGCUCUGUACUGGAAGUACUAUUAAAUCGGGGCCACUCUAUUACAGUAGUGACGCCAUUUUUAAGAAAAAUACCACAUGAAAAUUACACUGAAAUUGACAUAUCUAAACUUGUACCGCUAGCAAUAGGAUCAUCUUGGAAAACGGUGAUCGAGGUGUACAAGCCCCUUUCGGAAUGUCUGAAAUUUCUAAACGACGUUCAUCUGAAAACGUGUGACUUAAUAUUCGACCAUCCAAACCUCCAACGCGCGCUACAUGUGGGGCAUUAUGACCUCGUAAUCACAGAGUUGCUCGGCUCUCGAUGUGACUUGUACUUAGCCAACUACCUGGGUGUACCACACAUAGCCAUCGUCUCCAGUCAGAUGAUCACCUGGUAUCAGGAUUCGUUCGACAGCCCGUCGAACCCAUCGUACAUCUCGAACUUGCAAUCGCCGUACUUAAAGCCGGAGACGUUCGUCCAACGGUUUUGGAACUUUAUCGACUAUGCGAUUAUUUGCACAUACUUCAAAUACAUAGACACUGCGGCCACGGUGAUGGGACGUAAAUAUUUCGGCGACAGCAGGCCACACGCUGAAGUCUUACUCCGUAAUGUAUCAAUGGUGUUCCUUAACACGCACUCGAACUUCGAUUUGGCCAAACCGUUGGCGACCAAUUUUAAAGAAAUUGGAGGCAUCCACUUGAAACCACCCAAACCAUUGCCCACUGAUCUGGAAGAAUUUAUCAACAACUCCGAACAUGGCGUAAUAUAUUUCAGUUUGGGGUCCGUGAUCAGGAUGGAAGAUUUACCAAUUAAUAUACAACAUGGACUCAAAGAAGGAUUCAAAGAAUUACCUCAAAAGAUUUUAUGGAAAUUAGAGUCAGAUAAGCCAAUUAUCGAUUUGCCCGAAAACAUAAUCACAAGAAAAUGGUUUCCUCAGUAUGAUAUUAUAAGACAUCCAAAUGUAAAACUUUUCAUAACACAUGGUGGUAAUUCUGGUGUUAUCGAAGCGACUAGUGCAGGCAUUCCAGUACUUGGCUUUCCUGUAUUUUUUGAUCAACCAAGAAAUUUAGAACUAUUCAAACAUUGGGGUUCCGGCUUAUUCGUAGACUACAAUAAUUUUACAAAAGAAGACUUUGUAUACAAGAUUAAACAGAUUAUAAGUGAUAAAAGGUUCAAAGAAAAUGCCAUGGAUUUAUCGCACCGUUACCACGAUCGUCCACUCAAUCCUAAAGACACAGUGGCCUAUUGGACAGAGUACGUGUUACGACACAACGGCGCACACCAUCUAAAAUCUCAGAUCAUAAAUACUAAAUGGUAUCAGUACUUCUCACUGGACUUUCUUGCUAUUACAUUCGUUAUAACUAUGUCAUUACUAUACUUCUUUUACAAUGUUAUUUCCAUCAUUCUAAAUUAAAGACCAUCAAUAAUAUGAGACA
This is a messenger RNA of Melanaphis sacchari, 1660 nucleotides long. Its product is annotated as UDP-glucuronosyltransferase 2A2-like. The coding region runs from base 130 to 1638 and encodes 502 amino acids. Gene Ontology annotation, molecular function: UDP-glycosyltransferase activity. The transcript is spliced from 6 exons. Lineage: Eukaryota; Metazoa; Arthropoda; Insecta; Hemiptera; Aphididae. The record is from RefSeq and is a predicted model, not a curated record.